AUUUUUCUCAAAUGGGCUUAGUAGGGUUUUCAAAAAAGGCACCAUAUAAAAACCUUGUUUCGUGGUUUCUCCUCAAUUGCUGAAGAUCGAGAUCAGGCGGCGGAACCCUUCUCGACUUGCAACACCCGAACGCUGUUGUCACCAUGACUUUUAAGAGAAGAAACGGCGGACGUAACAAGCAUGGUCGUGGCCAUGUUAAGUUUAUUCGCUGCUCCAAUUGCGGUAAAUGCUGUCCGAAGGAUAAGGCUAUCAAGAGAUUUCUUGUGAGGAACAUAGUUGAACAAGCUGCGGUUAGAGAUGUUCAAGAAGCAUGUGCUUUUGAACAAUACACUCUUCCAAAACUGUACGUGAAGAUGCAGUACUGUGUUUCUUGUGCAAUUCACUCGAAGGUUGUUAGAGUUCGCUCAAGGGUUGACAGGAGGAACCGUGAACCUCCGAAGAGAUUCUCUCGUCCAAGAGAUGAUCUUCCCAAACCUGGUCAAGCACCACGCCCAGGUGGUGCUGCUGGCCCAGCUCCUGUGCGUACUUGAAGAUGAAGAAGAUGAAGAUGCUUAUGAUUCUCUAUGAAUGAUUAUUAGCCUUGAAGUUAAUUUUGGGUAUGUUUUUGUUAUGGCUUCUUCAUUUAGCUUUCUUUAGCCUAGCAUUGGGUCUGGUGCAUGUUGUCAAUGUUGUUGCAUGACACAAGUAUUUUGGAAAUCUUUAAUUUUAUAAGAUAAUUUUGUUUGUUAGUAUAGGCAAGAUCAUUGGAGUACAAGAUUUGUAUGUUUGAACUUUGAAUUCACAAUUUCAAAUCAAGCUUUUGCUCAAACAACUAUAAAUAUACUUGAAUAGUUGAUUAUAAAAACUC
Lactuca saligna is the source of this 847-nucleotide messenger RNA. The record is from the annotation of a GenBank genome assembly. Lineage: Eukaryota; Viridiplantae; Streptophyta; Magnoliopsida; Asterales; Asteraceae.